Cynara cardunculus var. scolymus (artichoke) is the source of this 1344-nucleotide messenger RNA. Its product is annotated as protein trichome birefringence-like 34. NCBI's taxonomy places the organism in Eukaryota, Viridiplantae, Streptophyta, Magnoliopsida, Asterales, Asteraceae. The transcript has 5 exons. Gene Ontology annotation, cellular component: Golgi apparatus. The coding region runs from base 31 to 1344 and encodes 437 amino acids. The record is from RefSeq and is a predicted model, not a curated record. Gene Ontology annotation, molecular function: O-acetyltransferase activity.
AUCUCUUUAGAGAGAGAGAGAGAGAGAGAGAUGGGGAAGAAGCAUUCUUCAAGGGGGUUAUGGGACAUGAAGACCAUGCUCUUUUGUAGCAUACUCAUGUUCUUCCUUGGAGGAUUAGCAACUUCAUGCUUUUACAGAAAGAAUCAUCAUGAAGCACCUACGAGUACCAACGUUAGGGUUACUGAUAUGAAUACAAAGUACCCAAAUGCAAAUACAAACACAAAUACACAAGUUUUUGGUCAUCAGAGAAGGCUGAAGCGUGCACCACCGUCCUUAACCGACACCUGUGAUUUGUUCUCCGGCAAAUGGGUUCACGAUAACAAGAGUCAUUACCCUUUGUAUAAAGAAGAUGAAUGCCCUUUCCUCAAUGGUGAUUUAGCUUGCCUAACUUACGGCAGAAAAGAUUCUAAGUAUCAGCAAUGGAGAUGGCAACCCCAUGACUGUGACUUCCCAACGUUUGAUGGCAAAGCAGUAGUAGAGAGACUAAGAGGUAAAAGGCUAUUGUUUGUGGGUGAUUCAAUAAACAGGAACCAAUGGGAUUCAAUGAUUUGCAUGCUCCAAUCAUCAAUCCCAGGGGUCAAGAAGGUUGACAAUAGAGGUCUAAAUGGUACUUUGUACAGCUUCCAGGCCGCUGAAUACAAUAUCUCGGUUGACUACUAUUGGGCACCAAUGCUUGUUGAAUCCAAUGGCGAUGAUCCAUACAACCAUCGCCCUCACCUUCGAGCUAUUCGAAGCAGAUCUAUUAAGAAACAUGCUAAGCAUUGGGUUAAUGCUGAUAUAAUCAUCUUCAAUUCAUGUCUUUGGUGGAGAUUACCCACAGUCAGUCUCUUGAAGAGUGCUGGAUCAGUAAUGGGUGGUGCUAAUGAAGUGUUUGAAGUUGUCGAUAGUCCAAUUGCCUACAAGAUGGCUCUCCAAACAUGGUCCAAAUGGGUACUUACCCAUAUCGAUCCUUUGAAGACCAAGAUGUUCUACAUGGGCCAUACAGCAGCUCAUGCAUGGGCUACAGAUUGGGGCGGCAAGAAGCAUGAAACUUGCUAUGGAGAGACGGAGCCAGCGAUGGAUGAAAGAUUCCCGGAAAUAGGAACGGAUCCAAAUAUACUGAGAAUAUUGGAGUCCUCGUUGAGCAAAUUGAAAUCCAAAGGGGUGAAUGUGCAGAUGAUAAACAUAACACAACUAACACAACGCCGAAGAGAUGCACACCCUACUGUUUAUCGGAAACUAUGGCGUCCCUUCACGGAGGAACAAAAAAAGAACCCACAUAGUAUCUCGGAUUGUGCACAUUGGUGCCUUCCUGGAGUUCCUGAUAUUUGGAAUGAACUUCUUUUGGCUUACAUUUUCCGGUAA